Molecule: messenger RNA, 1988 nt
Organism: Monopterus albus (swamp eel)
Lineage: Eukaryota; Metazoa; Chordata; Actinopteri; Synbranchiformes; Synbranchidae
Gene: agmat
Product: agmatinase (putative)
Exons: 6
Coding region: 105-1151 (348 amino acids)
Molecular function (GO): agmatinase activity; metal ion binding
Source: RefSeq, a predicted model, not a curated record
AGUCCGUGAUCUCACUACAGCUCAUACACUUUUCCAUGUUGUGCUUUGGCGCUAUACAAAUAAAAUUUGAUUUGAUUUGAUUUGAUGCCAACAGGGAAGGAAACAUGUUUGCGUUCUGUAGAAGCCUAAAUCUAACUCGCACUGUUAUUUCGCAGUGUUGUGCUGCAGCGGACGUGUCCUCACAGCCGCUACAAGCUUCGGCUCUGUGCAGAAGUUACGUCAGGAAGUUCUCGGGGAGUCGCUACAAUGUGCCGCCGAGCGCAGAGUUUGUUUCGCGGGUGUCAGGCAUCCCCACCAUGGCCAAGCUGCCUUACCAGGAGACCGCGGACGGGCUUGAUGCGGCUUUUGUGGGUGUACCGAUUGAUACCGGAACCUCCAACCGUCCAGGAGCAAGGUUUGGACCUCGUCAGAUCAGAGGAGAGUCUGCCAUGCUAAGGGCUUGCAACAGUGCCACCAAGGCAGCACCGUAUGAGUCCCUCAUGGUGGCCGAUAUUGGGGAUGUCAAUGUGAAUGUGUUUGACCUGAAAGACACCUGCAGACGCAUUAGGGAGACCUACAGGAAGAUCAUGUCUGCUGGCUGUAUCCCUCUGACAAUGGGUGGUGAUCACACAAUUACAUAUCCAAUCCUGCAGGCUGUUGGUGAGAAGCAUGGCCCAGUAGGUCUGAUCCAUGUGGAUGCUCAUGCUGACACCAGUGAUAUGAUCUUGGGGGAGAAGAUUGGACACGGGACACCAUUCAAACGCUGUGUGGACGAAGGGCUACUGGACUGUAAGAGAGUGGUCCAGAUUGGCCUGCGUGGUCCAGGCUACUCUGCAGAUCCAUUUGAAUGGAGCCGGGCUCAGGGUUUCCGUGUGGUUCAAGCGUACGAGUGUUGGUUCAAAUCUCUUGCACCUCUCAUGGCUGAGGUCCGGGCUCAGAUGGGCAGUGGUCCAGUUUACCUCAGUUUCGACAUCGACGGUCUCGACCCGGCCUAUGCCCCAGGUACAGGCACACCGGAGAUAGCAGGGCUUACUCCGAGCCAGGUAAACCCAGCUGGCCUGAAUCCCUCUCAUCUAUCUCCUGACUUUUCUUUAACAGGGAACACUGCGCUGACUGGUGCCAACCUCCUCUUUGAAAUGUUGUGUGUCCUCCCAAAUGUUAAAUAUUACUGAUCAGGACAGUGCAGUCCCAGUGAUGACACUGAUUCAGCUACAACCACAGUUUUUAUUGGGGGGGGGGAGGGUGUUACAUAAAGCACUUAUUACAAUCUGCAGGAUAAAUACACAGUUUAAAUCCUAUUGAAACAUCCAACAGUUGUUUACACUAAAUUGUAAAGAAAAUGACAACUAAAACUCAGAACACUGGUAAAUCCAUGAAUAAUAAGUGUAUUGUUAAUUUGUAGUCAUUAAAUACAGGUCCUCUCACUAAUGUCGUUUACUUAUAUCUGUGCUAACAAAUGCAUAUUAAUGGUGACGGUACAAAAUCAACUAAUCUUGACUUCACUUGUAACUUUGUAUGUCACAUAAUUCUAUUGAUAUAAUGCAUCUGUGAACUGUGGAUGUUUGGAACACAGAGGAGUAUAUAACGUCGAUAAAUUCAUCUCUGUAAUAUUACUAGGAAAAAGGAUUAGAUGGUGACUCGAAUGCUGCCGGGGUCUAUGGAAAAGCUCCAGUGAUGGGUUUUAUGACCUGGUGUAAACACCAAAGAUUUGUGAUUUGUUACAUGCACAUCUCCUCCUGCCUUUUGUUCUGUUUCAGUACGAGUACAGGUUUUAGGAGACACUGGACAGAAAGAACAUGGAUCGUGUUGUAGUGUUUGUUCUCCAUGUCAAUAUGUAAUUAAACUGAGAAUCAUCAUCAUCAUCAUGCUGUUUUCCUUCAGUUCUUCUGAGACCCAGCGACUCACAAAUACAUUUCUGCAGCUAUAUAACUGGCAGAUUUACGUAGAGAUCUACGUAGAGACAGACAGAGAUGUGCAUACACACGUAACUAGCAGAUAUAUGAGUUUAC